This is a messenger RNA of Neurospora crassa OR74A, 3378 nucleotides long. RefSeq lists its product as hypothetical. The record is from RefSeq and is a predicted model, not a curated record. Lineage: Eukaryota; Fungi; Ascomycota; Sordariomycetes; Sordariales; Sordariaceae. The coding region runs from base 796 to 2922 and encodes 708 amino acids. The transcript is spliced from 2 exons.
GCGCCGGGGUCCAGCUUUCUUGUCCCGCCGGGUUUCCUCGUCGUCCCGAUGGGCGGUGGACAAAUUGUUUCUUUCCCCAGUGCCCGCCGCCUCGCUCGACAAGUCGUCGACUUCCCACCAGCGAGGAAAGAACUCAACCAGACGGAAUGAGUCUAGGCUUGACUUCUACCACUUGCUGAUGAGGCUGAACGCAAAAAACCAACCGUCGCAAUUUCAUUGUAGGGCUCCAGCUUACCGACUGGAGAGUCUCCUUCUUGCUUUUCAAACGCCAUUUUCUACUUGUGUCAUCUAAUAAUCCGGCCGGUCGAGCACCGUGACCUACAAUACCGCAACAUCACAUCGAUCUCUUACUGUCGACCAAUAAUCACUCUCAUCGAUUCGACUUACUCAGCCCAUCAGAUCUUUCACUAUUGAAGCUAUUCCGUCAUCAUUUUGUCUUCGAACAACAAAAAGGAGAAUCGCGCGUGGUGGUCCUGUCGGGUUGUCCGUGGAGCUGGAGCUAGCGCCAGACUUUCCCGUCCGCAGGUCUCUCGAUUGGGUCAGGCACAGCCUCGGUGCAGUGCUGUGGUGGAUUUGCGACAAACCACCGCCAAACAACAUCUCUUGCGAUUAACCUUGCAACUUGGAUCACAUCGACGACUUCUACGGUAGCUAGCAUUCCGGGCGCCCUCACAUUUCGGACUGCGGCGAAUCGCAUUGGAUCCCGAUUCUCUGGUUUACGAAAUCGACAGUCAGCCUUCCCAACAGCCCAGAUUGUCACUUGAGUACCGUUUUAUUCUAGAGGACAACGCCAAUAUGGCAGCGUCCCUGUCUGCGCGGGCCGUGCUCACCCCGCGCGGCAGCUCACUCUCUGGAGGAGCCAUCGCCGGGGCUGUGGUCGGCUCCUGCAUUGGGUUUUUCCUGAUUCUCCUAUGUCUGUUUCCUUUUGUUGUGCGUGCGUGGAGACGCCGGGCCGAGAAGCAUGGUGAUAUCGGCCAUGCGGAGAAGGGGCAGGCCCCCGGAGGCCCCAUUUUCCACAACAGCCCCGGGAGCACGCCCAAGCGGCUCUCCGGUGAAGGGGAAGGCUAUGCUCCGGACACCCCGCCGCCUGGCCUUGCAUCACCGGCCCCCUUCAUCCCGGGGGACGGUCACCACCCCGAUCAGAGGGCGGCCUCCCAUCAUCAGUCCCAACACACCCCUGCCCUCCCACGGGGCGUAGGUAUACAACAAGGGCUGCCGUCCUCCAUAUCGCCGCCCUUUCAACCACCUUCACCAACUACAUCAGCCACAGCGAGCUUUCAAAGAGACCAACCCGGCCCCGAUUCGACAAGGACAAGAGUGGCAUCGAUAGCGACCACUGAAGCCGAGAGCAACCGCGAUCUGAGCCUUGACGACUCCCACGGUUUGAGCCCUCCCACUCACCAAGUACCACCUGCCGUUUCACCUGGAGGCAUCACUGAGGAGCCGGAAACCUUUGAACGCCCCACUCAACGUCACUCCUUCCCUCAUCUCCCCGAGUCCAUCAGGAACUUCAUUUACAGGCGUCAGUCAGGUAACAGCCGGAGGGAUAGCAAGCGAUCAACCCUUGGAGGCACCGCUGGAACACGGUCGCCUUCGCUCCUUACCACGACCGACUACCCGGUUCCAACACAUCAACCUGAACCUGUCCCACCAGUCUUCGAGGUUGACACUGAGGCGCCAGGAGCUGCCUACGAAUACUAUCACGGUCACCCAUAUUUAAACAGCACCAGCCAACCUUAUCCCGACGACUCUUCUGCACCUCCACCACCGCAACCUACCACUCUGCCCACCACUCUCCUCCGUCAAGACACCCUUCUUGCCUCGUGGGAAAUCCAGCAAGGCAUCAACCGCACCGACAGUUUACCACCUACUACCAUUGUCUCUGACCUCCCAAGUCCUUGUGUGGAUCUGACUGUUGGGCCAACCGCCAGUCCUAUGGAAAUGAUGAGGCCUACCAACCAAGCCGAGAGCGCCUGGGCUGUAAACCAGGAGAUUAUCAAGUUGGAAAAUACCCCGCCCGCUCCUGCCGUCAGUGCCUUCUCCCCCCAGACUAUUCCGGCAGAGUUCGCCUACUCCCAGCAGAUGCAAAGCCCCCAGGAACAGUACGGCCCGGAGCCACAGUAUAGCGAGUAUACGCAUGUACCAGAGAUUCAGCAAAACGGCCAGGACUUUGAUCUUGACUCAGCUGCCUUGUACCCCAACGACGGCUUUGGUCUACAUGACAUGUCCGAUAUCUCUACUCCUCCACCAUUGUCCGAGUCCUCAAGGCAGAACACGCCCAGCACGCGGCUCACAUACUCGCCAUCGCCCAGGCCAGACUUUGAUCAGAACACCAACUUUGCGCCGCUCAUGGUUCCCAACUCCCCAGCCAACUUUUCUUCUUCUACCGGGGGCUUCUCAUCAAACCAGGGCAUGUCACCCGGCGCAUUGUCGGUCAAUGACUAUUCCUCGUCACAGGGAAUGUCACCAGGAGGAUUGUUGGUCAACGACUAUGGAGCCCAAGUGAUGUACCCCCAAGGCCUAUCUCUUUCGAGCAUCCCUCAGUCCGGCAUGUCCCCAACAACACCAUCAUCCAGCGGCGCUUCACCUAGAGUGUUUGCUUGCGACCAAUGCCACCGUGAAUUCGACCAAAUUCACAAGCUGAACCAUCACAAACGCUACCACGAACGCCCACACGAGUGUACCCACCCUGGCUGCACCAUGCGGUUCGGCACCAAGACCCAUCUGGACCGCCACAUUAACGACAAGCACAAGAAGACUCGCCAGUUCCACUGCACGGUGCCCGAGUGUCCCUGGUCAAGACAGGGUGGCCGCUCGUUCCCCAGGAAGGACAACUGGAGGAGGCACAUGAUCAACAAGCACCAAAUCACGCCUUUGCAAGAGCCGAUCGAGUAUAACGAUGUGGCCAUGGGCGACGCAUGAUGGCCGAUGGUCUAGUCUACGGUACUCGGUAGAAGGACGCAGUGUACGAUGGGUCUGCUUGGGUGGCAUGCUCUUGCUCUUGAUGAGCGAGCUGGGUUAAUGUGCUGAAGUGAUAGAAAACGCCAGGCAAGCGUUUGAUAAGGGGCCUUGAUGGUCCUUAUGAGUGCGCCAAAGAUGAUUAGGGGACUGUGAUACCCACCUUAGUUCGGGCAUUGGAUGCCUUUUUUCUUUUCUACCAGCAUUUUGGAUGAUGAUGAUGAAUGGCCUGGACAUUAGAUCUUGAGAAGUACAGACCUGCCUUAUUUGUCUUUUUCUUUUCAUUGUGGAAAGCGAGAAACGCCAUUCAUAGUAUAUAAUGCAUCUAUAUGGAGCGUGUGGCUUCAGCGUUUUGUCUUUAAUACGUUACGAAAAGCCAUUGGGCAUCAUCUAUAACCCAUACAACCAUGGACUUUGGUC